AACACCAUGCUUGAAAACCAAAGGCCGGGAUUUAAACCCAAGACUGUCUUGCUGUGGUACAACAGUCCUAACAAACACAUCACUGUGCGACCAGAGUCCUUUCAUGAUCUGAAAUAAUUAAUUCGAUCGCACAGUCCAUAGUCGCAUCAGCAACUCACAUCAGAAGAUAAUGAACUACACUACAACUACUGAACUCUCAAUAAUUGAAAUAUAUAGAAACCACACACAUUUAAUCAGAUUUUCUUUCUUCUCUUGUCUGUGCUGCUUGUAGUCAGAGUCACAAGUGGCUCCUGAUAACAGAAACCUCCCUGGCUGUCCAUGUGCGUCCCAGCUGUGAGGGAAUCGCUCUGUUUUUUUUUUGUUGUUUUUUUUCCUGCUGCACACAAACACGACGUUUUACACACUCUAACCUGAGGAAAUGGGAUUCCUCAUGCUCGAAUCACAGCUGGAUCUGGAGAUGGAGUGGUUUAACACAGAAAAGUAAAAAAAGAAAAGAAAGAAAGACACGGAAACCGUUUUAGACCCCUUUGAUUCUCUCUGAUUCCCAAUAAACUGAAAUUAGCUGCUGACAUCAGAGCCACUGCUUCUGUCCAGACUCCCUUCAUUUGUCAGGCAGGUUGCGUGUCUGUCUGCGGAGCCGAAGUUACUCUUUCAGUUUUACUGCCAUUUUUUUUUUUGUUUUUUUUUUGUUUUAAGCAACUGUGCACCAAAAAAUAGACAACACUUGAGGCACAUUGCCAAUCCAGGGUGUUUGCCUGGAGGGAUGUUAACCGCCUUCUGGGAAUUGAGGCACAUUGAGCGACAGAGAGAGAGAGAGAAAAAGAGAGAAGGGCAAAGACUGUUAACUGCCUUUCCAUACAAGGAGAGGUGAGGGGCGAGUGGGGGAGGAGAAAGAGAGUGAGAGGAGGGUAAUAUGAGGAGAUACAAUGAGAGAGAGAGAAGGUAGGAGGAGAGAAAUCUGGAAGGAGAUAAAGGGAGCCCUCCGAGCGAAAGAGACUGAUGAGGUUGUGCCAGUUACAGUGGAGAGGAAAGUGAGCAGAGCUGAAUCCUCCCUGUGGUUGUGCUGCUGCUUCUCCGACUGACCCAAUGCAGAUGAUGUCUUCAGAGCACCAGGCGUGUGGUUGGCUGCACAAGCUACUCGUUUUGCUGGUGAAGCUUCAUUUCGCGUUUGCCGAGCCUCCGCCACCCCUCAACGGAACGGGCUGCACAGCCAAGGGUCCCGCUUCCUACAUCCUGGUGUUUACAGGUCACUGGAGCCCACAGGCGUUUCCAAAGCAGUAUCCCUUGUUCCGACCCCCAGCACAGUGGUCCAAACUCAUAGCGGCGAGCCACAACCACCACUUCAGGCUCUGGGAGGAGGGCUCUGCAGCCAGUCCCGGGGUGCAGAGCUUUGCUGAAGUUGGGGUGACGGUGGAGCUGAUGAAAGCAGCCAAGGAGGCCCGGAAGAAGCGCACGGUCGGAGUUAUGUACCGGACAGCUGGGAUUCCCAACGGGAUCGGACACAGCUCCACAGAGAUGGUCCUGGUGCCCCGCAACCCACUGCUGUCUUUGAUGGUGAAGAUGAUCCCCAGCCCUGACUGGUUUGUCGGUGUGGACAGUCUCAAUCUUUGUGAGGGUAACCGGUGGAAACAGGAAGUGACCGUCGACCUCCAGCCUUAUGACGCAGGAACGGACAGUGGAUUCACUUUUUCUUCUCCCAACUUUCCCACCAGCCCCCCUGAAAACAUUACAAAGAUCACGUCACAAAUGCCAAACCAUCCAGCCAAUUCCUUCUACUACCCUCGACUAAGGGAGCUUCCCCCUAUUGCCAGCAUAAAGAUUAGCCGACAGCGUCGAACACCAGACCGCCAAACUUCUAUUUCUAAUCACAUUCUGCCAAACUCCAUCAAUCCUCAGCGUUUCUCAGCAACACCUUUGGAUUGCGAAGUCUCCCUCUGGUCCUCUUGGGGUCUGUGUCUUGGUCCCUGCUCCAGACGUGGAGUUCGUCACCGCACACGUUACAUACUUCUGCGGCCGGCAAACGCUGGCAGCCCCUGCCCUGAGCUGGAGGAGCAGGACGAAUGUGUGCCACACAACUGCAUAAAGAAACGGCAGUAAUUGUCAAAGCAGGAGCAUAAAAACAACCAGUGAUAAACAUUGGACUCUCACGCUAUCAGUGCUGGACUGGAAAAACGUUUUACCAUGUUGAGAAUUUGUCAGAUUUCUGAAGUGAAGCAAUAAGAACUCAAUGUGUAUUGUCACAAAAAGAGACGUCUGCAAAUCAGCAGAACUAAGAAAAAACAGAAAUCUCUUGGAAAAAACUGGUUGGUGGACGAAGAGCAAAGAGUUAAAAUGUUAUUUAGUCUGACGUUAUUUUUACAACUGUUAUACAACCUGUGUUUGCCCAAAGGUUGAGCCGUUUUGUAAAAUGUAAAUAAAAGUGAAAUGAAACCAUUUGUAAAUUUCCUCCAAAAAUAUAUGUUUCAUUCAAUAUGACAGAAAUAUGAGUUAAUUUGUGUUGAAACAAAGAAUUUGUGUGACAUUUUUCUUUUUUUUUUUUUUUCAAAUAAAUGUGCAUUUUGUUGUAGCAUUCAUGUCAAUACUAUGUUACAAAAGAUGGGACAAACAUGGGGGAAGAUUUUCUAGUGAACCAAAAUCUAAUUAAAACACGUGAACAAAAAUACCUAAAAGUAUAUUCAUCUCUAAAGCCAAAU
Molecule: messenger RNA, 2693 nt
Organism: Poeciliopsis prolifica (blackstripe livebearer)
Lineage: Eukaryota; Metazoa; Chordata; Actinopteri; Cyprinodontiformes; Poeciliidae
Gene: spon2a
Product: spondin 2a, extracellular matrix protein
Exons: 6
Coding region: 1087-2097 (336 amino acids)
Biological process (GO): cell adhesion
Cellular component (GO): extracellular matrix
Source: RefSeq, a predicted model, not a curated record